Sphaeramia orbicularis (orbiculate cardinalfish) is the source of this 6057-nucleotide messenger RNA. It is a transcript of the gene kdm4c, whose product is annotated as lysine (K)-specific demethylase 4C. The transcript has 22 exons. Bases 244 to 5163 code for a protein of 1639 amino acids. NCBI's taxonomy places the organism in Eukaryota, Metazoa, Chordata, Actinopteri, Kurtiformes, Apogonidae. Gene Ontology annotation, cellular component: nucleus; chromatin. Gene Ontology annotation, molecular function: histone H3K9 demethylase activity; histone H3K36 demethylase activity. Gene Ontology annotation, biological process: chromatin remodeling; regulation of gene expression. The record is from RefSeq and is a predicted model, not a curated record.
UCACAGUGCAUGGAUCAGUCCGACACCCAUCAGCCAGUGCUUCUGUGACGUAUAGGACCCGGAUCCAUGGCUGAUGCAGAGUAGAGGGAAUCUGGAGACGCUAGGCUACUUUCCACGGCACGAAGCAGCAGUAGCAGCUUCCACAGCAGCUGUCAUGUGAAUCAGCUGGACGAACAAGGAAGGGGAUAAACAACAACAGAACGACUUUAUCCGUAUCAAGUUCAGAUCAGGUGAGGCGGCAGGAUGGCGGGGGCAGAGGUGUACACCCCUGCAAACCCCAACUGCAAGAUUAUGACCUUCAGGCCCACCAUGGAGGAGUUCCAGGACUUCAACCAGUACCUGGUAUAUAUGGAGUCUCAGGGUGCACAUCGCGCAGGCCUGGCUAAGGUGAUUCCUCCUAAAGGCUGGAAACCUCGACGUACCUAUGAUGACAUAGAUGAUCUGAUGAUAGACGCUCCCAUCCAGCAGAUGGUGGCUGGCCAGUCAGGGCUCUUCACUCAGUACAACAUCCAGAAAAAGCCUCUAAGUGUGCAGGAGUUCAGGCGACUAGCCAACAGUGACAUGUACUGUACGCCACGGUACUUAAACUACGAAGAUCUUGAGAGGAAAUACUGGAAAAACCUGACAUUUGUUUCACCCAUAUAUGGUGCUGAUGUCAGUGGAAGCCUCUAUGAUGAGGACGUGGAGGAGUGGAACAUUGGCCACCUGAACUCAAUCUUGGAUGUCAUUGAAGAAGACUGUGGUGUAUCGAUCCAGGGUGUCAACACUCCAUAUCUGUACUUCGGCAUGUGGAAGACCACGUUCUCUUGGCACACAGAAGAUAUGGACCUGUACAGCAUCAACUACCUCCACUUUGGAGAACCCAAGUCCUGGUACGCCAUCCCCCCUGAGCAUGGGAAGAGACUGGAGCGUCUGGCUACAGGCUUUUUUCCCAACAGCUUCAAGGGAUGUGAAGCUUUUCUUCGUCACAAGAUGACUUUAAUCUCCCCUUCCAUACUGAAGAAGUAUGGCAUUCCCUUUGAUAAGAUUACUCAGGAAGCUGGAGAGUUCAUGAUCACCUUUCCUUAUGGCUACCAUGCUGGCUUCAAUCAUGGCUUCAACUGUGCUGAGUCCACCAACUUUGCCACUGUCCGUUGGAUAGACUAUGGAAAAGUGGCCACACAGUGUACAUGUAGCAAGGACAUGGUUAAGAUAUCCAUGGAGCCCUUUGUGAAACGUUUUCAGCCUGACCGAUAUGCCAGUUGGAUGCUGGGAAAAGAUUCAACACCUAUUGACCACACACUUGCCACUCCCAGUACAACACCCGAGCUACAGAGCUGGGUGCAGCGGCGCCGAAAAACUAAACCUACAAAUAAAGGCAGUGCCCACUCUCGUAUGCGCUCCAAGAGACUCAGAACCACAGAGGAGCCUGUUGGGCUGGAUGGAAACUCAGCUCUGAGCAGCAGCAAGAAGAGGAGCCUGAGUGGUCCACUUGGUCCUAAAGUGCGAAGGUCCUGCAAACCAGGAAAGGUGGAGGAAGACAAAGAGAGAGAAAUAGAAAGCAGGGAAGCUGAGUCAAAGCACAACCAGAGUCCGAACUCUGUUCAGCUUCCUGAUUACAUUUUCUUGUCUUCAACAGGUCCUUGCAGGCAGAUGUGUGUUGUCAAGGUAAAUCGAGUUGAGAGUGACCGAUUGAGCUUUUCUGCUAUUGCUCCCAAAACCAGCUCCUUGCCUUCACCUGCUUCACCAGUAAAGACAGAAGUAAAGUCAGAGACAGUUCAGAAAGGUGACCCUCAACACCUCCCAGGGUCAGGAGUCAUGAGUGGGACUUGUGAAGCACUCAGUCAUUGUCCUGAGGCGACCAACUCUUGUCCAGGAAUUAAUGAGCCAGGGCAAUGCUCUUCUGAACCACAAAAGCCCACAACCUCUCAGGACUGUCCUCUCAGGAUUCCUUCCCUGGAGGCCAGAAAACUUGGCUCAUCCUCCCACACAACAAGCAGUUCUGCUGAGACUGAAAGGGGCUUAUGCCCUCCUGACUCUGAAGCCCAAUCUGUUUUCACAUGUAGAGACACUUCAAGCCAAUCGCCAAAGACUGGCGAUGGAGUGGAAACUGGUGCUGAGAAGAACAGUAGAAACAAUACUAAAACAGACAAAAUGGACACAGCUGACCCAAAACAUAUCAACUCACACUCCACAACAGAAGCACUUUAUGGUCUUAAAACUGAGCCAGUAGAGGGAAAUGGUUCCACAUCAUGUGACUCUUUUCCCCCUUCAGGACACAACUGCAGUUUAAAAAAUAGCAACACUGAGGAAAUCACUCUCCCUCCUCUGUUACAGAAGAAUGCAGUGGAUAUGCCACAUCUCACUCCUGAGCCAACAGAUAAGGUUGGAAUCUGCCCUUUGCCACCUGUACUGACCCAAGAAAUGCCCUCUCUCACUCCUGCUGAUGAUGGGCUGACAGAUGUCCAAAAAUGUAGAUCUUACACUCACCAGGUUGCACCUGUGCUUCAGCGGGAGACACUUGCUGGCUCUUCAUCUGUACAUGGAGCCAAACAGGAGGACACUGAUGGACUGAUGUCAAAACAGUCACUUAUGAACAAAAAUGCCAACAACUGGCUUUCAGAUUCUCCAUGUAAUUGUGAAGGGGCAGUAGUGUCAGGCACAGAAGUUCACAUAACCGCUAGUGCUAUGCACUCUGUCACAUCUGGUUGUGUCCAGAAAAUGCCAAUAGUGGCAGAUGUCGGUGCAGAAAAGGAUCAUACAAAGCUGAGGGAUCCAACCCCUGGACAGGGUGAGAGCAGCUGCAGGCCACAAGUUCAGAGCACUACACCUCAAAUAGAGCAACAGCCCAACUUAGGAGAGUUGUCAAGUAAAGGUAACUCAAAGGGUUCUGCAAAAAGAGAGGACAAUGAUUUCAGCCUGAGUUCAGGCUCUCUUUUAACUGGUAUCUCGCACAAUUUGACAGCUCCUGUCCCUCUACUGUCCACUCAAAUUGAUAGUGAUUCAGCAUUACAACUCCAGCACACUACAUAUUCUUCUACACAAAGUUCUUCCCAAAGCUCAUAUAUGGUGCCCAAACCUUUCUCCAGCAACAGCAUUUGGAAAAACUUCAAUUCCCAGAAUCCUGCAGUUCUCAUCCAGAGUCUCCAUCCAGAACUCCCUUCUGAUUUCACCCACGACCCCCUACCUUAUACAAUGUGGACUGAACCUCAGUGCAAAGAGGUCACAGACCUGGAGGACCCCCAGCAGGACCUUCGUGAGUCAGAGAAUCAGGAAGGAGAGGGGGGCACUCUCACCUGGGCCCAGCUUGAGCCCACCUCUCUAGUCGGUGCUGUUGAGCCCCUGGGGCUUUGUGGAGAUUAUGGGCUCCACAGAGGAGAAACAGAUGGUGCUGAAGCCCUUUCACUGUGCAGGGAGUCGGGGAGACCAAGAGAAGCAGAGGGCAGUACACUCACAGAUAUUCCUGUUUCUCCUCUCGGAAUAGGAGGAGGAGGAGGAGAACAAGAUGGGGUUUCUGAUAUGGAGGAAGGGGGGUCUGAUGGAGAAGAGGUAGAGAGGCAAAGUAGUGCCAAAAGCAGUAGUGAUUCAUCUGACGAGGAGGAGGAAAAUGAUCCAAGUAACGACGAGUGUGAUGAAUCGGGCUUGGAACCUGGGGAGGUUUGUGCAUACGCAGCCCUGUCAGUCAAGAGGACUGCCAAAAGCUGGCGGCACCCACUCAGGAAACCUACUGCAAGGGCUGUACCGACUGCUGUGAAACAGCAGGCAGCUAGUGAUGAUGAGCCCCCUGAAGCAAGCUUGGCAGAGGAGGAGGAGGAGCAGGAAAUGGAAGCAUGGGCAAAGCCCCUCAUCUACCUGUGGCAGAACAAGAAGAGCUGCUUUGCUGCAGAGCGGGAGUACAAUGCUCAUGCAGCCACCAUGCAGCCAUACUGCGCUGUGUGCACACUCUUCAUGCCCUACUAUCAGGCUGAAGACAAAGCGGAGGACAGUAGACAUAUUGUAGCCAAGGACAACUCCACACCGUCCUCUCCCAUACAUCCCUGUAGAGAUCUGAGGAGAACCAAGCCCCUGAUUCCAGAGAUCUGCUUUUCUUUCCGAGAGCAGAACUGCCCUCCAACUCCCACUAACCCUCUGCUGCAGGAAGAUGGCACCUCCCCUCUGCUCUACUGCCAGGGCUGUUGCCUCCAAGUCCAUGCAAGUUGCUAUGGUGUUGCUGCAGAUGAUGUGAGUGAACAGUGGUCAUGUGAUCGUUGUACCGGAGGAAGCUUUACAGCAGAAUGCUGCCUCUGUAAUCUCAGAGGCGGAGCUCUGAAGAAAACCCAAAACGACAAAUGGGCCCAUGUGAUGUGUGCAGUAGCACUGCCAGAGGCAAGGUUCAGCGAUGAGGCCAAGAGGAGUCCCAUUGACACCAGUAGGAUCCCCAUGCAACGAUAUAAGCUGAAGUGCAUCUAUUGUCGUAAGCGCUGCGCAGGGAAGCGGCAGGCAGGUGCUUGUAUCCAGUGUUCAUGUGGCCGGUGUCCAACCUCCUUUCAUGUGACCUGUGCCCAUGCUGCUGGUGUAAUCAUGGAACCGGAUGAUUGGCCAUAUGUGGUGUCAAUCACCUGCCAUAGACACCAAUCACGGAGUUCAUCAGCUAAGCAGCGAGCAUGCCAAGCGUCCAUCUCACUGGGCCAGACGGUGAUCUCUAAACACAAGAACCUACGCUACUACAGCUCCAAGGUCACCCAGAUCACCUCCCAGACCUUCUAUGAGGUUAUGUUCGACGAUGGCUCCUUCUCCAACGAUACCUACCCUGAGGAUAUAGUGAGCAGAGAUUGUCUAAACGUGGGUCCUCCUGAAGUGGGUGAAGCUGUUCAAGUGAAAUGGCCUGAUGGGCUCUUCUACGGUGCCAAAUACCUGGGAUCCAACGUUUCCUACAUGUAUCAGGUGGAGUUUGAAGAUGGAUCUCAGGUGCUGGCAAAGAGAGAAGAUGUCUACACGUUAGAUGAAGACCUCCCUAAAAAGGUGAAGCGUAGACUUUCCACGGCCUCAAGCAUGCGUUUCCAAGACGCCUUCUUUACCACGCAGGGAGAGAGGAAGCGGCAGAGAACCCCCAACUCACGGUUCCAGAAAGACUAUGUGGCCCUGCCAGGCCUCCGUACAACUGCCAAAAGCACAUGGGAGCAACGCAGCCACAAAGGGAAAUGAAGUCAUGGAGAAGGAUCAAUGACAUACGAAUGCACUGAAUUAACAGCGGAUGUAGACGGGAGGUUGUUUGUGUGAGUGUGAGUACGCCUGUGUGUAAGCUUUUUGGAUCUACUUCCAUCUUAACUAUUACCCACAAAACUUACCUGUAAACAGACCAGGGAACGGGUGAUGCGCUUUUAGAUGGAUGCUGAAUUAUAGGUGCUUGUACAUUAUAAUUCAGUGUUAGCCGGUGUGGACAGGCUCAGGAUGGAUUGUGGUUGGACGGCGGAGGGCAUCGUCGCCUCAGUUGCCUAGUGCUUUCACCUCAGUCAGGGAAAAAAACGUGACUCACAUUUUGUCACUUCACCCUUUUUGAAAUAAACUUUUUCUUUGUACAUGGAAAAUUUGAAAUGUGCUGAGAUUUUUCUAAAUAGCUUGCCUACGGUAGCUUUUUGGAGUCUGUUAUUUCCAGUUUUAUUUUCAAUAUUUAUGCACUUUCCUUGUAGUAUUUUCCUCAUGUCUGAACUGUUUCUCCCUGCAUGUUAAACAUCGUCUCUUACCUGCUUCUGCUGGGCCAUAUCCAAGCACAUGACAGUCACUUCCUCUCUGCAUAUUUUUGACCCAUGCUGACAAAUCAGUAAAUUAGCAUUUGAAAUAGAAAAAUAAGUAAUAAUUAAGAUGAAUUGGAUGAAAAUCAGAAAUACAUUGAAAAGGGAAGCAUAAAAAUCCAGACAGGAAGCCAUGGACUCGUGUUUGAUUAUGUGCCCAACUAACGUGAAAUGCUACUGUCGCUCUGUCGAAUGAAACACAUUGUUGAAAUUAUUUAAAAUUUGUAUUUAUUUUUGGCUUGCUAUAGUUAAGCUGUUGCUAACUGCUGUAAGGAAAACAAAAUAAAAAAUACAUAUGUUUUUGUUA